UUAAAAAUGCUUAUAUGACGUCAUGAUACUUGUUGGUUUGUUUUGAAUUGUACCGCGACUUCUCCGUUACUGAAAGUAAAUGAAAGUAAAGUCAUGUUCUGAUUAAGGGGUUGUUGUACCACAUUCUAUUUAAAUCCUUUUACACCAACAUGUCCGUGGGAGAGGACGAAACGCGUCAGCGACUAAAGGCAGCUGUACAUUAUACUGUUGGUCGUCUGUGUCAGAAGAUGGGAGAGGAACACCGGACGGAAUUUAGCCGGCAGGUCGUAGCCGCAAUAGCAGAGACUACCUUCAGACAAUGUGAUAUCUUUGCUAAAGACUUGGAGGCAUUUGCAAAGCAUGCAAAAAGAUGCACGGUGUCUGGAGAGGAUGUGAAACUUUUGGCUCGCCGCAGUACCGCACUGUCAGUCUACAUACAGAAUAAGAGUGAAGAACUGGAACAAGAGCAGAGGGACUUGAAAAAGAAGAAUCCCGGGAAGAGGAAGAGCAGAGUCACUGAGGAGAACAGGGAAUAAAAAACGGGCAAGUCUUUCCUUGCCCUCACACGCUUCCCCGGCCAUUUGGAAUAAACAAGACAUCAACAAAGCAACAUUUAGUCCACAUCAUCCUAUACACCUUCACCUCCUGUACAUUAAACCUGUCAUAGACCUGAGAGGACCUAGAGAUAUAAAAUAGCUUUUUAGAAAAGCAAAGACCAGCGGUGACUAGUCCAAGAAUUGGCCAGGCAGUCGUCCAAUCAGCAGCACGCAAACAUCAUCAAAGCCUUUCAUGAAAAUACAAACACGCCUCUUACAAGCAGAGGAAAGAGCAGCUAAGAGAAGCAUGAAAAAGACAAGUACUACCAUGUCUCUCUGAGAAGGUCACACACUCAAUGUGUUGGAUGUUGCGUCUUCGUCCUUCAGCCUGGGAUCAAAUGGAGACCUCGACCAGCAGAGCCCAAGGUCCCCCCAAGGUCCCUAGAUACGUGAAUCGAAUUAGAUGUUUUAUUCCGCAAAGCGACUCAAUCAACUAAGCAUCUAUUCAAAUGAACUUUAUUCGACAACUCCCUUCAUUUGACAUUUUUUCCAACACCUCACAAACAUCGAGAGCUACAGGGGGAAGGGGGACGUUGGACAUACCACUCCACGUUCUCACACCAGCACUCGUGUCCCCCCCACCCGCCUAGAGUCUUCAGUCGGUGUCAUCCACAUCAAGUACACACUUACAGGUCAGGAACAAGAAACGGCACACACCAUACAGCAUUCAAAUCAGAUAAUACAAGCGUUACAAAGAUCACAACAUUCCAUCAUACAUUUCCAUAGUUUGUCCACACGUUAAGAAUAAGGGGGAAUCUUGCCAAGAUUUAAAAAAAAAAAAAAAGUCUUGAAGUACUAAUUAAAGGAUGUCCGUGUUAGGGGGGGAGGCGCUCGUAGCAUCCGCAGCUUCCACUCACACA
Molecule: messenger RNA, 1435 nt
Organism: Doryrhamphus excisus (bluestripe pipefish)
Lineage: Eukaryota; Metazoa; Chordata; Actinopteri; Syngnathiformes; Syngnathidae
Gene: cenps
Product: centromere protein S
Biological process (GO): replication fork processing; resolution of meiotic recombination intermediates
Cellular component (GO): FANCM-MHF complex
Molecular function (GO): chromatin binding; protein heterodimerization activity
Source: RefSeq, a predicted model, not a curated record